Peromyscus eremicus (cactus mouse) is the source of this 832-nucleotide messenger RNA. It is a transcript of the gene Ufm1, whose product is annotated as ubiquitin fold modifier 1. Gene Ontology annotation, cellular component: cytoplasm; nucleus. NCBI's taxonomy places the organism in Eukaryota, Metazoa, Chordata, Mammalia, Rodentia, Cricetidae. The transcript has 6 exons. Gene Ontology annotation, biological process: protein K69-linked ufmylation. Bases 72 to 329 code for a protein of 85 amino acids. The record is from RefSeq and is a predicted model, not a curated record.
GGCCCCCGCUGCCGGCCAUCGAGGAAGCCGGGACGGGCGACUAGGCGCGGUGUGUGUGCGGCGGCUCCACCAUGUCGAAGGUGUCCUUUAAAAUCACGCUGACGUCGGACCCGCGGCUACCGUACAAAGUUCUCAGUGUUCCUGAAAGUACACCUUUCACAGCAGUGUUAAAGUUUGCAGCGGAAGAAUUUAAAGUUCCUGCAGCAACAAGUGCGAUUAUUACUAAUGAUGGAAUAGGAAUAAAUCCUGCACAGACUGCUGGAAAUGUUUUUCUGAAGCAUGGCUCAGAGCUGCGAAUCAUUCCUAGAGACCGAGUUGGAAGCUGCUAAUGUCUGCUUCUUGGAAUACCCAGCUUUUCAGAAUAAAUACUGGUAUUUGUUGUUGCUGUACUGUUGAAAUCAGGCAUUCACGAUACAAUGAAAGCACCAAGAAUCAAUGAAACAGGAAAAAUGACUCUUGUCCCUUCUUGUUCGUUUUGUUCAUGGGAAGAGAGAAUGCCUUUGAGUGGAGGGUACCAACCAUAGGUCACACAGUGGGUGACUGCUGCCUCACCAGAAGAAGAGGGUACUUCUAUGACCAAUGGACUGUGCUUUAAAAAAACAAACAAAGCCAACAGCAAAACCAGAGGAUGAGUCUGAUCAGCCCUUUCAGGAACAUUUGGAAAAUCAAAAUUUACAGUAUCAGAUGUGUUUUCUGACUUGAGAAUUUAAAGGAUAAUGAUCAUAGAAGCAUUUGGCUCAAGAGCAUCUCACCUGCAGGCCCAUAUUUAGAUUUUCAAAUUAUAUUGGUUGUGAUGAGUUGUACAAAACCAAAAUUAAAUCAUGGGAUUUAA